AAUAUUAAGUGUUUAAUCUAUGGUUAGUAAUCUAUGCGCACUUCCUGCGGUCAUUCGCGAAUGUUGCGUUGCUUUGUGAUUAUUUAACGUACAUCUUGUGUAUAAAUAAAUUUAUAAACUUUCGGAAAUUGGUCUGUGUUAAUGUUGUGUUAAACAUUUAAAUUCGGAAAGGAUUUUAAUUGAAAUGUGUAUUUAUUUAGUGAAUAUAACGUUAUAGAGACUACAGUAACAUGUUCUACAUUAUAAUUAUUAAAUUGUAUUCUCGGAAAGUGUAAGGUUUCGCUAAUCACUUUUAAAUUCCUAAUUAAUGUAAAAUAAAAUCAUAAAAAAAUGACUGUGACUUACACCGGUGAAGUAGCAACUUGCCGAGGUUUUGGGACUUUUUUAAAAGUUUUAUACAGAUGGCGCGGCAGUAUAUACAAACUGGUGUGGCUAGAUCUUCUAGUUUUCCUGCUUUUGUAUUAUAUACUCAAUUUAACAUAUCGCUUACUUCUAGAUGAAAAUGCGAAGAGAACGUUCGAAGGAAUAGUGAAUUAUUGUCAUUUCCACGGGAAUGUGAUCCCUUUGUCGUUCGUACUAGGUUUCUAUGUUACUGUAGUAAUGAACCGCUGGUGGAAUCAAUACACAACGAUACCGUGGCCUGAUUCGAUUGCCGUCUUCGUGUCAGCCACGAUACACGGACAGUCACGAUGGCUCCGCUGUUACGAAUAUUUUGCGGUUGGUUGCCGUUUGCAACGAGCAAUGUGCUUAAAAAGAACAGAUGAACGUGGGAGGUUGAUGCGUCGGACAAUCGUGCGCUAUGUAUGUCUCUGUCUGACGAUGGUGUUAACGAUGAUAUCUCCAAGAGUCAAGAAGCGUUUUCCGACGCUCGACAACUUUACCGAGGCCGGUAUAAUGAAUGAAAAUGAAAAAUCAAUACUUAACAAUAUGAAUGAAAAAUUUCCAAAGACAACGAAGCACUGGUUACCAAUAGUGUGGGCGGCUAGUAUUGUGACGAGGGCCCGUAAGGAGGGCCGAAUAAGAGACGAUUUUGCCGUUAAAACUAUAAUAGAUGAAUUAAAUAAAUUUAGAGCACAAGCGGGACUUCUCCUCAGUUAUGAUACCAUAAGCGUACCAUUAGUUUACACUCAGGUAGUGACAAUUGCUGUAUACUCGUAUUUCAUAACGUCUGCACUCGGCAGUCAGUGGGUCGAUAACAAAGUGCAGUCUGCUGAAUCAACGUACAUUAGUAAUAUUGAUCUCUAUUUCCCGAUAUUCAGUACGUUAGAAUUCUUCUUCUAUAUGGGCUGGUUGAAAGUAGCCGAAUCUCUUAUAAAUCCAUUUGGUGAGGACGACGAUGAUUUCGAAGUUAACUGGAUAAUCGAUAGAGAUUUACAGGUUUCAUACAUGAUAGUCGAUGAGAUGCACCAUGAGCAUCCCGAGUUGGUGAAAGAUCAGUACUGGGACGAGGUGUUCCCGUCAGAGUUGCCGUACACGUUAGCCACGGAGAACCAGCGCGAGGAGCAUCCGGAGCCUUCGACAGCUCGCGUGGCGGUGCCGGUCCGGCAGCGCAGCAUGGUCUUGACCGCGCCCUCGUCUGUCAAGAUCGACGAGAUGGUCCCCUCCAACACCGUGAGUUACAAGUUCGCCCCGCCAGAGCAAAUUCAAAUGAGCGACGACGCGCAGUCUGGCAUACACUUCAUCGUCCACCGCGGAAGCAGUAAGCGAAAGAAGGAGGAAAGGAACUCUAUGGGCUCCUCUAACUCGAUGGCGUCGCUACAGCAAACGCCCAUGAACAGAACUAAUUCUGUCACAUCGAUGCUCAAAAGACUGUUCUCCAAGGAAGAGCAACGGCAACCGACUACUGCCUCUGUCACUGCCACGCAGACUGAUAGCGGUAACCGUUUCACGAUUUCGGCGAGCAACCCGACCUUGAACAAGCCGGCCACGGCGGGCGGCAGCAUGAAGAUCGCGAAUGAAGUCAUCGAAGAGGUCGACGAACAGGCCACCAUCACGAGUAUGGGCAAACGACCCGACAACAGGCCGACUGCGAUGAGUUUGUUUGCGCAAAAACCUCUCCCGCCCAGUGAUCCAGUUAACGUGCCGUCACGAAAUUCGAAUCACAGCUCCAAGGAAGACAGUCGGUUGUCCCGCUCGGCGCCGAAUCAGUGGGGCGGCGAGCGCGACGACGAGCGAGACGACAAGAGUCCGACGGCGCGCUCGCUCACCGCGCGGGGCUCGUUCGCCGACAUCGACGACGAGCGGCGGCCGCGUCUCGACAGCGACGUCGGCGCCUCGCUCAGCGCUGCCGGCAGCCAGACACUCAUCGAUGAUGUGGAUGGGGAGGAAGAACCCGAUAUAGAUGACUUCAACCGGCUCAGAAGUAUAAGAGAGCAGCACCGAAGAGAUAAAUAUUUACAGAAACUAAUGGCUCGGUCUGUUAGUGCUCAACAGCGCACAGGCAGUGGUGAAAUAUUAGACAAUGAUCUAUUGUUAGAAGACCUACUAAUCCAAUCAGGAGCGUUGAAGAAAGAAGAGAACCAUAUAAAUGGGUCAAAAGAAGACACAACUUGACAUAGUAUAAGUCUCAUAUUUACAUGGGAAUGAAAUUGGCGUUCUGAGCCUUUCAGUAUUAUAAAUUGUGAUAUUGCUAAACCUUUACUGCAAGUACAAGCAAUAAAUGCUAGUGUUAAUACAAUUAUUUAAAAUAAAUACCAAACUAUUGCUUUAUUA
Molecule: messenger RNA, 2712 nt
Organism: Bombyx mori (domestic silkworm)
Lineage: Eukaryota; Metazoa; Arthropoda; Insecta; Lepidoptera; Bombycidae
Product: bestrophin-4
Exons: 14
Coding region: 331-2553 (740 amino acids)
Molecular function (GO): chloride channel activity
Source: RefSeq, a predicted model, not a curated record